Molecule: messenger RNA, 5244 nt
Organism: Etheostoma spectabile (orangethroat darter)
Lineage: Eukaryota; Metazoa; Chordata; Actinopteri; Perciformes; Percidae
Gene: pkn2a
Product: protein kinase N2a
Exons: 24
Coding region: 283-3207 (974 amino acids)
Biological process (GO): signal transduction; protein phosphorylation
Molecular function (GO): ATP binding; protein serine/threonine kinase activity; small GTPase binding
Source: RefSeq, a predicted model, not a curated record
GCCUCUUUCUCCGACUGCACUAGGACAGAUUUAUGCUGCAGCUUUUUUUUUUAUUCAUGAACACCCGUCCACCCUGCAGGACCCCUCUAGGACGGCGUGGCCGCCUCAAUGAAGUGUGAAGACGACAUGGGAUGCCCCGUGUACCCGAGAUGAGCGAUGAUUUGGUCCAAAUAAUCACUUCUUUUUGUCGCCAGAGAGGGAAACUUAAAACCAGGCUUGUUUUUGGAGUUCCACCUCCCCUCCUCUCUCCCCGUAGGAUUUGAUUCAAAGGCGAAAACCAAGAUGGCCGCCGACUCCGUGCAGGGGGAUGCCAGGGGCCAGCUGGUGGCGGAGCGACUGGGUCUGGGACACAACCUGGACCUGUCUGACACAAUGGUUCAACAGAAGCUGGACGAGAUCAAAGAGCAGAUCCGCCGCGAGAUCCGCAAAGAGCUGAAAAUCAAAGAAGGUGCCGAGAACCUGCGAAAGGUCACCACAGACAAGAAGAGCCUGGCUUAUGUCGACAACAUGCUGAAAAAAUCCAACAAGAAGGUGGAGGAGCUUCACCAGGAGCUGCAAGAGCUCAACGCCCACAUUGUGGUCAAAGACCCUGAAGAACUGCUAGAAUGCCCUUUGACCCCAGAUACUCCCAACAGUGAGGCGAGACUGUGCACCAGCAGCAGCCGCCUCGCUGCCCUGAAAAGACAGAAUGACAUCGAGCUAAAGGUGAAACAGGGGGCCGAGAACAUGAUUCUGAUGUACUCCAACGGGCCCUCCAAGGAUCGUAAGUUGCUAGCGACUGCCCAGCAGAUGCUUCAGGACAGCAAGACAAAGAUAGAAUUCAUCAGGAUGCAGAUCCUGAAGGCCAGCCAGGCCAGCGAGUUGAGCUUCGAGAACAACGAUGUGAUGGACAAGCCCAUCAUCAGCCCGUUGGACCUUCGGGUGGAGGAGCUGUGUCACCACGCCAAGAUAGAAUCCGCUGUGGCAGAGGGAGCCAAGAACGUCAUGAAACUCCUGGGCUCGGGAAAAGUCACUGAAAAGAAAGCUCAUUCAGAGGCCCAGGCUCGUUUUAAUGAGUCCAGUCAAAAGCUUGACCUCCUCCGAUAUUCCUUGGAGCAACGCCUCAAUGAGUUGCCUAAAAACCACCCUCGCAGCAGCAGCAUCGUGGAAGAGCUUUCCCUGCUGGCGUCACCGGUCCUCAGUCCCCGAUCCAGCAUCAUCUCCACGCAGAACCAGUACAGCACCGUGACUAAGCCCGCUGCCCUCACAGGCACGUUAGACGUCAGGCUCAUGGGCUGUCAGGACCUUCUGGAGAAUGUCCCAGGACGUUCCAAAGCUGCAUCUGUUCCGCUGCCUGGUUGGAGCCCCAGCGAGACGCGCUCAUCCUUCAUUAGCCGAGCGAACCGAAACCGCGGUGUGAGCUCCCGGAACCUGACAAAGAGCGAGGAGCUCUCCAAUGAGAUCAGCGCAGUGUUGAAGCUGGACAACACGGUAGUUGGCCAAACAAGCUGGAGGUCGGUCAGUAACCAGUCCUGGGACCAGAAGUUUACAUUGGAGCUGGACCGGUCUCGUGAGCUGGAGAUCUCGGUGUACUGGCGUGACUGGCGUUCGCUCUGUGCUGUCAAGUUCCUGCGACUGGAGGACUUCCUGGACAACCAGCGUCACGGGAUGUGUCUGUACCUGGAGCCACAGGGGAUGCUGUUUGCUGAGGUAACAUUUUUCAAUCCCGUCAUUGAGAGACGACCAAAGCUGCAAAGACAAAAGAAGAUUUUCUCAAAGCAGCAAGGUAAAACCUUCCUGCGAGCCCCUCAGAUGAACAUCAACAUCGCCACCUGGGGCCGCCUGGUGAGAAGAGCCAUACCCACCGUCAGCACCAACUCCUUCAGCCCGCAGGCGGUGGAGACUGGGCCCAGCAGCCUGCCUGGUUCACCCACACCCAGCAGUGACCCACUGGUGACCAAGCUGGACUUUGACAAAGAGCCCACCCCAGGGCCCAAACAUUACCCAGCAGCUGAUGACAUCCGAGAACCACUGGUGCAGGACAAGAUUCCCGACAAGGAGGAAGUACAGGACGCACUCGCCUCGUUCGAUUUCUUAAACAAGAGGAACAGCAUGGCGGUGAAGGCAGACCUGGACCGAGCGGUGGAGCAGGAGAUGCAGCAUCCGGACCUGGAGCUCAUUGCCAUCCAGAAAGACACAGAGAUAAGGGAAGAAGAGCAGUUCCACUUCAGUCUCCAAGACUUCAAAUGUGUAGCAGUCCUUGGACGGGGUCACUUUGGAAAGGUGUUGUUGGCAGAAUAUAAAAGCACCGGAGAGAUGUUUGCUAUCAAAGCGCUGAAGAAAGGAGACAUUGUGGCUCGCGAUGAGGUGGACAGUCUGAUGUGCGAGAAGAGGAUUUUCGAGGCGGUGAACAGCGUCCGCCACCCGUUCCUGGUCAACCUGUUUGCAUGUUUCCAGACGCAGGAGCACGUGUGUUUUGUGAUGGAGUACGCGGCCGGAGGCGACCUGAUGAUGCACAUCCACGCUGAUGUUUUCUCCGAGCCCCGGGCCAUAUUUUACGCCGCCUGCGUGGUAUUGGGAUUACAGUUCUUACAUGACCAUAAGAUUGUGUACAGAGAUUUGAAGCUGGAUAACCUGCUGCUGGAUACAGAGGGCUAUGUUAAGAUCGCUGACUUUGGGCUUUGCAAAGAAGGAAUGGGUUUCAGGGACCGCACCAGCACAUUUUGUGGCACGCCAGAGUUCCUAGCUCCUGAGGUGCUGACCGAAACGUCGUACACUCGCGCUGUGGACUGGUGGGGGCUGGGCGUCCUCAUCUUUGAGAUGCUGGUGGGGGAGUCGCCCUUCCCCGGUGACGAUGAGGAGGAGGUGUUUGACAGCAUCGUCAACGACGAAGUGCGCUACCCACGGUUCCUCUCCACCGAGGCCAUCUCCAUCAUGAGGAGGCUUCUGAGGAGGAGUCCAGAACGACGACUGGGGGCAGGAGAAAGGGACGCGGAGGAAGUUAAGAAACAUCUAUUCUUCAGGAACAUGGAUUGGAACGGACUGUUGGCUAAGAAGGUGAAGCCGCCCUUCGUGCCGACUAUCCAGGGCGCCAAUGACGUGAGCAAUUUCGACGAUGAAUUUACCUCAGAGGCUCCGAUCUUAACCCCGCCCCGGGAACCGCGAGCGCUGAACUCCGAUGAGCAGAACAUGUUCUCUGACUUUGAUUACAUCGCCGACUGGUGUUAGCUUAGUCCAGCCCCGCAUCCACACACCCACACCCACACCCACACCCACACACACACACACUGUGAACCAACCAACACAGCGAUGACUGUAGCUCACAUCAAUUUUUUAAACUUUCCUCUUCCUUGCUCAAAACGUUGAGGAGGAGCAACAAGCGCCUUCGGGCCAAAAAAAAACUUCUGUGCCAUGAAAAAAGGGAAGAAAGACCAGACGCCUCCCGUGGACCCCCAUUUAUUUUUUAAUCCACAUGAAGAACGUUCUUUUUUUUUUUUUUUUUAAAGAAAACAAAGAAACUCGUUGUUGGAGAGUGAAGGAGGGGUGCUUUGUCCUCCUGCACACGCCGUCACCGUGUCCAUUGUCUGACCACUGAGAAUGUUUUUCAUGUGAACUCUGAGAAGACGCCAACAUCACAAUCAUGUUAUUCAGUGUCACUGUCUUCAGUUUCUCCCCCCCCCCAAUCUGUACAGAUUAUAUUCAGUCGUAUAUUUUAUUGUCUUUUUUUUCCUUUUAUUGGCAAAGCCCUCGCCAUAGCUUAAGGACAUUUUAUCUCACUGUAAAGUUUGACAUUUGGGCCAGGUGUUCAGUGAAGUAGAAGUGCUCAAAGCAUUCUCACUGAGCGUCACCUCCAACCAACAUCCGACUACUACUGCUGCUGCUUCUUGACUUGAACUCAGUCUUCACACUACAGACCAUGAUCUUUUCUUACUUUUGAUUCCAUGUCUACAUUCAACAUACAUAAUUAAUUAUGAUAAUAAUAUUACUCUUAAUAUCAAACCUCAGUCCAUCCAGUGUAAAUGCUACAUUAGCUGUUAAAUUAACCAUCACUUAGUUUUAUUUGGAAGCCAACAUUGUAAAAAUGCCUUCUGGCCCAGAGUAUUUAUGCAAAAAAUACAAAAAAAAAAAGAAUAAUCUUUUGUCUGGUGCCCUCAAGUGGCUUUGUAGAUAUUCAGCUAAACUCUGUUCUAAAGAUAAAAGUUCUACUUGGGGAUUUCUUUAAAAAAAAAAUUAUAAAACCUUUAUUUAUCCAGGUAAGUCAACCGAGGGCAAAUUCUGAUUUGCAAUACCGACCUGUCACAUUCACAGUUUGACAUUCCGACCUGGAAGCUGCCCAGCACAACCAGUCUGAUCUGCUGGCCACUCAGCAGCUCCACUGGAGUUGGGGGGUAAGGGCCUUGCUCAAGGGCACCUCAGUGGGGGUGAUGAGGGAGGGACAAGUGCUGCUCUUUCACUUUCCCCAGCCACAAUUAACGGUAGUAUCUUUUGGAGCAAUAAGAUCAAACAUUAAAUUACGUUUUCAGAGCUGAGUUCAGUUGGAUUUUUUUAUUUUUUUUUCUUGCUCAAUGAACAGCUGUUUGUGGUGAACCUGACAUCAUUUUCCUGGUUACCUCAGUCAAAGUGAAAACACUAAUGAAUCACACAGUUAAAAGCUACAGAAACCAAAUUCAUCCUGUCCCCCUUGAAGCAGCAGACAAACAACUCCUCAUUGUUAAAAACCUCAAACCUGAUUGAUGGACUGACAGAAAAAAAAAAAAAUGUUAAUCCAUAAGACAAGUACUGAACUGGUUUGAUCUGGGAACGUGAAACUCCAUUACUCCAGGUGUUUGUCAAAAUGACCUUUAAAUGCUUCUCACACUGUUCUGUGAUCAGUUACAUUCUGGAACAGUGGAACCAGCUCGUGACUGUCAAUUUGCAUGUUCUAUAUAAACUGACUCAAAUGUUGGAGACCUGUUGAUAUGAAAUCACUACAGGGGAGGGCAGGGUAUAUUAUAUAUACAUACUGUAUGUACACAAUUAAGCUGAAAGCACUAAUUUUAUCAAUAGUUUUAAUUAUCUACCUUUCUUAAUGAUGAAAAUAGAUUGUACAAAGUUGUUUUUUUUAUUCUUUGCCUGUGCAUGUUGUUGCCAGAACAGACAAAAACUUUAUGGAUGGUACACCAGCACUCAAGUCCCACAUGUUGCAGAUCCCCCCGGUGUAAAAAUACAGGCAUUUCUGCAGUUGUUGCCCAUCAUGAAUGCACACAUUAAACAUUUGUAAUAGUG